AUGUUUGAUAAAGCCUUAGCCAUUAUUCAGGCUGAAGAACUCAUGGAUACCAGUAAAGUGUGGAUGCCGAAGAAGCGACACUUCCGUGAAACAGAAGAAUGGCGCGUGAAGAAAUCUCGUGUACUCAGCAAGAUGAGAGCUCUAACACGAAUGAAUCUACUUCUGGUACUGUCAAAGAUGUCGGUAAGUGAAGCUUUGCAGUUGGGUAAUUUUUGUUGA
Molecule: messenger RNA, 219 nt
Organism: Strongylus vulgaris
Lineage: Eukaryota; Metazoa; Nematoda; Chromadorea; Rhabditida; Strongylidae
Source: the annotation of a GenBank genome assembly